AUGUCGUCAGAGCCGUGCCUUUUGCGUCUCCGGGCAUCAACGCGCCUAAUUAUAGGGGCAAUAGCCUUGGCUGUGUUCACGGACAUGUUCUUAUAUGGCAUUGUUGUUCCUGUCAUCCCGACUGCGCUCGAGCAGAGAGUGGGCCUGGCUCCUGGAAGUCGUCAACGCUGGACUUCCACACUUCUUGCUAUCUAUGCGGCCGGUCUGCUGAUUGCUUCGCCUGUCUUUGGUUUGCUAGCUGAUCAGACCAACUCUCGUCGUAUUCCCCUUCUCUUCGGGCUGAUCGCUUUUGCAGUCGCGACCGCCCUUCUCUGUGUAGGGACGAAUCUCGGGUUAUGGAUCGCCGGGCGUCUAUUCCAAGGCAUAUCAGCUGCCAUGGUCUGGACGGUGUCUUUAGCUCUCCUGGUGGACACUGUCAAUGAGACUCAAAUUGGAAAGGCUAUGGGAGUUGUUGGAACGGCAAUCAGUGUCGGUACAAUGCUUGGCCCGCUUCUUGGAGGCGUCCUGUACCAGCAUGGCGGGUAUUACUCGGUCUUCGGGUUAGCGUUCGGUGUUAUAGCCAUCGAUUUGCUUUUGCGGUUGGCCAUGAUCGAGAAACGACACGCUCAAAAAUGGCUACCCGCACCUAGUGCUAUGAACGAGACAGCUCACUCUAGUAGCCGGCAGCAGGAAUCGCAGGCAUUAGGAGGCGGUGUCACUCAUCAUCAAGUUGCUGGUGGCGAUACGUCGACAAACAGCCCAGUUCAGGUCGGCCACUUGCAGCCUCUUCUAAUCCUAAUUCGUUCUCCAAGAAUGGCCAUCACGCUGUUUGCGUACUUUGUCAUGGCGAGCCUUAUGACCGCAUUUGACAGUGUGUUGCCGCUCUUCGUGAAAGAAACCUUUGGAUGGGGCCAGACAGGGGAAGGCUUGAUUUUUGUUCCAUUGUUUCUCCCACACUUUUUGGAGCCUCUGGCAGGUGCGGUUCUCGAUCGGUUUCCAGCCUCUGGUAGAUAUCUUACCGCUGGAUCUCUGCUAGGAAUGACUCCCUUUUUGGUACUGCUUCGGCUCGUUACCCAUGACUCCGUUGAGCAAAAGAUAUUGCUUUCUGCUCUGCUUAUUCUAAUCGGAUUAACCUUUGCUGCUGGGCUACCCCCGUUGCUGGCUGAAGUAUCCUACCUAAUCGAUGCGAAGCAAAAAGAGUAUCAAGGUAUAUUCGGGGCGCAUGGAGCGGUAGCUCAAGGCUAUGGGUUGUUCAACUGCGCGUUUGCCGCUGGAAGCCUUGUUGGUCCCAUUUGGGCGGGCAUGAUUCGGGAUGAAUAUGGCUGGGGAACAAUGAGUUGGUCACUUGGUGUGCUAAGCAGCUUCGCAUCAGUUCCAACUUUACUCUUUCUAGGGGGAAGCAUUUCUUCGAGAUCAUAGCAGGCACAUCAGGCUGCGCAUGUGCGCACAAGAUCAUACUAGAUUCCCACGUACAAAAUAAUUGCCAUCCCGGCUUGCGGCAUCCCAGCGUUCGGGGUAGCAGUCGGCACGAGAGGUGGGGAAGCCGGUACACUUCUCAAGGGUAUCCGGUUUCCUUGCGGGAAACUGUAACACCAAAUGCCUGGUGACAAUGCU
Messenger RNA from Aspergillus pseudotamarii, 1593 nucleotides. RefSeq names its product MFS transporter. Gene Ontology annotation, biological process: transmembrane transport. Bases 1 to 1398 code for a protein of 465 amino acids. Gene Ontology annotation, molecular function: transmembrane transporter activity. The record is from RefSeq and is a predicted model, not a curated record. The transcript has 5 exons. Lineage: Eukaryota; Fungi; Ascomycota; Eurotiomycetes; Eurotiales; Aspergillaceae.